AAAAGGCUCCGGUCGGUCGGAGUGUGUGUGUGUGUGUGAGAGAGAGAGAGAGUGUGUGUGGUGCAGUCAGCAUGAGGAGCGCGAGGACACUGCAGCAGCUCGCGCUGUCAGUCAACAGACGUCAUCAUCAUCAUCAUCAUCAUCAGGAGCGGUCAGCCGGGAUCAUCGGAGCACCUUUCUCCAAGGGACAGCCUCGGGGCGGAGUGGAGAGUGGACCGGACCUGAUCCGAGCUGCGGGACUGCUGCAGAGACUGCAGGAGCAAGGCUGUGCAGUGAAGGAUUAUGGGAAUCUGACAUUUGAGGAAGUGGCGGACGACGAGCCGGUGGGUCAGGUGAAGCGUGUGCGAGCGGUGGGCGGAGCCAACCAGAGGCUGUCGGAGGCGGUGCGGGCCGUGAAGAAGGACGGUCACACGUCAGUGAUGCUGGGAGGAGACCACAGUUUGGCCAUCGGCUCCAUCCACGGUCACUCUGCGGCGGUCGGCGAGCUGAGCGUCGUUUGGGUCGACGCCCACGCAGACAUCAACACGCCGCUGACGUCAUCCACCGGAAACAUCCACGGACAGCCCAUGUCUUACCUGCUCCACGAGCUGCACGCAAAGGUUCCCGUCCUGCCCAACUUCUCGUGGAUCAAACCGUGUGUGUCGGCCAAAGAUCUGGUCUACAUCGGUCUGAGGGACGUGGACCCCGGAGAGCACUACAUCCUGAAGCUGCUGGGCGUGAAGGUGUUCUCCAUGUCAGAGGUGGAUAAACUGGGUGUGGCCAGAGUCAUGGAGGAGACCUGCGACUACCUGUCCGCCAGAGUGAAGAAACCGAUCCACCUGAGCUACGACAUCGAUGCCAUCGACCCCUCUGUUACCCCGGCAACAGGAACACCUGUGGUAGGAGGACUCACCUACAGAGAGGGCGUCUACAUCACUGAACACCUGUGUCAAACAGGACUCCUGUCAGGAGUGGACCUGGUGGAGGUGAAUCCUCUGAGGGGUCAGACCGAACAGGACGUCCGGUCCACAGUCAGCACGGCGGUCGACCUGCUGCUCGGCUGCUUCGGACGCCGCCGCGAGGGAAACCACCCAACGGACUACCUCCUGCCUGAGCCUUAACGAGGGCCAGACACCUGAUCACCUCUGAUCACCUCCCAUCACCUCUCAUCACCCACAGCAAUCAGACAAUCAGAAUUUAACUUACAAAUCACAACGGUGACUUUAGAUUUUAAACUUUGAAUACAGUGAUUUUUGUCAUUAAAAAGAAAUCCAAGUUUAUAUCAACUUUAACGUCUGUCUGGGUAAUAUUUUAUGAAAUGAUAAGAAAACAUUUGUCUGUGUUACAACCCCGUCAGUGGGAAGUGUGUCUGCUGUGGAGGCGUCACAUCUGAGCACAUGAAGACAUCAGACCACA
Messenger RNA from Acanthopagrus latus (yellowfin seabream), 1395 nucleotides. It is a transcript of the gene arg1, whose product is annotated as arginase 1. Gene Ontology annotation, molecular function: manganese ion binding; arginase activity. Gene Ontology annotation, cellular component: cytosol; cytoplasm; nucleus. The record is from RefSeq and is a predicted model, not a curated record. Lineage: Eukaryota; Metazoa; Chordata; Actinopteri; Spariformes; Sparidae. The transcript is spliced from 8 exons. The coding region runs from base 72 to 1100 and encodes 342 amino acids.